AUGCCGCCGAGCACCAACAUGGUCCCCGAAACACCUCCGGGUAGAGGUAUAUCCUCUCGUCUGUUGACGAUGAAGUUCAUGCAAAGAGCUGCUGCCUCGGAUGCUACGCCGGAACCUUCUCCCGAAGAGCCCUCAUCUAAGCGGCGCAAGUUCCAAAACUCGCCCCUCACCGGCGACUUUCACUCCUUCGAUCAAACAGCCGUUCAGGCGGCUCUGAAGCAACAAGAAGCUAAGCGCUUGUCGGCAUUAGAGGCGUCUAGAGCAGAGCUUGCAGACACGCACUGGGUUCUUGAUGGUGCUUGGGGCAAGUCCACCGAGACAGAGAAUGCGCCGCCGAACAUUGUUUAUGUAGGAUACGCGGAUAUCGAUGUUGCCGAUGGAGAGGAGGAAGCCGCAGCCACUGCCACUGCACAGGUUGGGAGGAUGAAAAUUGAAAGUAACAGAAAGAAGGCUACUAAGGAUGCCAAGAAGGAGACACCCAAAAAGACGAAGCCCGAGUCGAGCGACUCCGAGGGCUCUAGCGAUUCCGACGACUCCAGUAAUGAAUCCAGUGACGAAGAUGAAGCCUCCUCAAGCGACGAAGAUGCUUCGAUUAAAACACCCCCGAAAGCCGUAAAAGGCCUCGCGUCUGGCGGCCAGGGGCGCACAAGGGUCAAUCUACAAGCGAAGAAAUCAAGCGAGUCUAUGAAGGCCAAGGAAUUCCGGGAGAAGAGAAUGAAGAAGGAAGUCAAAUUAAAUAAGCUGGCAUCUAUCUCCGGCGGUGCUACAGGCGGCUUCUCCGGAGCAGGAAAACCGAACGCGCCCUUCAACUGCCACAACUGCAACAAGCCGGGGCACAGGGCCGCCGACUGCCCACAGCGACGAGGAGGCAAGCGGAAGUCGUUUGAUAGAUCACGAUGA
Messenger RNA from Colletotrichum abscissum, 900 nucleotides. RefSeq lists its product as uncharacterized. The record is from RefSeq and is a predicted model, not a curated record. The coding region runs from base 1 to 900 and encodes 299 amino acids. Gene Ontology annotation, molecular function: nucleic acid binding; zinc ion binding. Lineage: Eukaryota; Fungi; Ascomycota; Sordariomycetes; Glomerellales; Glomerellaceae. The transcript is spliced from 2 exons.